Molecule: messenger RNA, 2139 nt
Organism: Penicillium soppii
Lineage: Eukaryota; Fungi; Ascomycota; Eurotiomycetes; Eurotiales; Aspergillaceae
Product: rRNA-processing protein MPP10
Exons: 1
Coding region: 1-2139 (712 amino acids)
Biological process (GO): rRNA processing
Cellular component (GO): sno(s)RNA-containing ribonucleoprotein complex; nucleus; Mpp10 complex
Source: RefSeq, a predicted model, not a curated record
AUGGCUAGGAAGCAAUCAAAGUCAAGUGCGGUCGCAAAGGUCCCACAGCCUGAAAUGGCUCUCUCAUCUGCACUGUCCUCACCAUGGGGAUUUCUCCGACCCACCAACGACCUACAUACCACCGUCGUGGACUCCGCAAAGCACAUUUUGGACUCCCUCGCUGGAUCUGUCGUGGACGCUCAAACUACUCGCCGGCAGAUCAACAAAAAGCGCAAAAGAUCAGACCUCGAAUCAGCCUCUGCCACCCAACUUCAACUGAAAAACCUCUACGUAGAUGGCUUCACUUCAAAUCAAAUAUGGGAGCAGGCCACACGAAUUCUGGAGUCGACUGGUGAAGAAGUCGAGCGAGACAUCACUCUUAUUACCCAGCACAAUGGUUUUUUGGAUCAGGAGGAUUCUGAGCUCGAGGAUAUCUCAGAUUCUGAGCUUGAGCAAUCCGAUAGUGACAGCCAGGAGGGAAUGUUGGAUGAUCUCUCUGAAGGCUCGGGCGCCGAAGAUGACCUCGAUGGAGAGUCUAAUUUGGGAUCCGAGGCCGUGGCCGAGGAGGAUGAUGACAUGGAAGACGAAGAAGACAUGGAGGAAUGGGACGACGAUAAAUCCAUGGCCUCCGAGGAAGAAGCGCCCGAAAUCUUCGUCGAGGAUAAGUUCGGUCUGAAUGAUGGGUUCUUCUCCAUCGAUGACUUCAACAAGCAAUCAGAGGCGCUCGAAAGACAGGAUGCCAAAGGAGGACCUGAGGAGGGUGAAGACAGCGACGAGGAGGAUCUCGACUGGCACUCCAACCCAUUGAUGGCUGGAAAUGCCGCCCCGGUCAGCAACAGCAAUGCAUUGAAGAACUCACGACACAAAACCGAAGAUGAGGACGAACAGAUGGAUGAUAGCGAGGAAGAGGGGCCGACGUUCGGCAAUGCCGAUCUCGGCGCUGACUCCGACUCCGACGAUGAAGACGCCGAAGGUCUUGAUGAUGAAGAGGCUGCUGGCUGGGUCAACACUAGUGAUAUCAAAUAUGCCGACUUCUUCGCACCUCCACCCCGCAAGCCCUCCAACAAGAAGGCUCGCGCACUUCCUAAAACACAACCCGAUGCGGCGCCUGUUGACGAUGCUGAUGUCGAUCGUGCUAUGGCCGACGUUCGACGAGAUUUGUUUGACGAGGAGGAAGACUCUGCUGAAGGCGAAGGUGACGAUCUUGACAAAGCUGGGGAUUCAAAUGCUCCCAAAUCCUCACACGAAAAGCAGAAGGCGCGGAUUGCAGAUGAAAUCCGCCGUCUGGAGGCCGCCAAUGUGGCCAAGAAGGAAUGGAUGCUUGCCGGUGAAGCCAGAGCUGUGCAAAGACCUGUUAAUUCUCUUAUUGAAGAAGAUCUUGACUUUGAACGGAUUGGAAAGCCCGUCCCCGUUGUCACCAACGAGACCACCGAAGACAUCGAGGAACUGGUCAAGCGUCGCAUUCUCGCUACGGAGUUUGAUGAAGUGAUCCGUCGUCGGCCAGGCGCUGAGGGCCAACAGGCUGGAAGAAAGCCCCGAUUCGAGUUGGAUGAUACCAAGCCACAGCAAGGUCUGGCCGAGAUGUAUGAAACCGAACAUCUCAAGGCCAAUGAUCCCAACUUUGUCGACACCAAGGACCGGAAGUUGAUGCGGGAACACGCCGAGAUCACCAGUCUGUGGAACGAUGUCAGUGCUCAGUUGGAUACACUAUGCAACUGGCACUACAAGCCCAAGAUCGCCCAAGCAAGCAUCAAUGUCGUUACUGAUGCGCCAACAAUCAUGAUGGAAGAGGCACGCCCCACCGCUGGCGGUGCUGCCGGCGGGCCUGUAGGACUCGCUCCCCAGGAAAUUUACGCACCUGGCGAUGAUGGCAAGGUUGGAGGAGAGGUGGUUCUCAGAAAUGGUGCAUCAAUCUCCAAGGAGGAAAUGUCCCGCGAAGAGAAGGCCAGGAACAGGCGCCAGAAUAAGAAGACCCAGAAGAAGGCCAAUGCCGAAGCUUCCGAGAAAAAGCCCGGCAAGGCGGCUGAAAAACAGCAGAUGAUGUCUGAUCUGAAGAAGGGAGGAGUCAAGGUCAUUGGCAAGGAUGGUCGUGUGACCGAUAUCAAUGGUGAUACCGUCAAUGCAGGUGCCAAAACCAGAGGGGAUAAUUUGAAACUGUGA